Molecule: messenger RNA, 1155 nt
Organism: Colletotrichum higginsianum IMI 349063
Lineage: Eukaryota; Fungi; Ascomycota; Sordariomycetes; Glomerellales; Glomerellaceae
Product: Alpha-tubulin suppressor and related rcc1 domain-containing protein
Exons: 3
Coding region: 1-1155 (384 amino acids)
Molecular function (GO): metallopeptidase activity
Source: RefSeq, a predicted model, not a curated record
AUGGAGGAAGCUUUACAUUUCCACAACAGACGAGCUUUGGACGGCUAUUACGUUAUUGACCAGCAAACAGGAAGCGAAUGGGGCUGCAGCGAGGAAAAGAUCGCUGCCUUGGAGCAUAUCAUACGAAAUGCUCGGGAAAUGGCCGCUGCGGCUUCAGCAGUACUCGAGCGGCCAGGUUCUGAGCAUUCCGAAGCUUACCGGAUGUGGCUCGGAGGGCCACAAAACCGUCUCCAUGAUAUGACUUACAAGAACCUCAGUCCAAAGGGCCUGACGUAUAUGUGUGCUGCCGCAAAAAAUCAAGCCUGCACUGAUGGUACCAUUGCUUCCACUCUCCAGCAUGGGGUCAAUGGUAUCUGGGGCAACAUCUUUCUCUUGUGCGAUAGGUUUUUCAAGCGAUCAUCCUACGAAAGGAUGUUGCGGAUAUGGCGGUCUGAGAGAAUACCCAUGCUCGCUUCAGCCUUUACCAUUAUUCACGAGUCGCAGCACAUGGGUGCUAUCGUGGGCAAAUCAAGACGAUGCAUCGACGUCAAGCAUCCAAAACCGCGCCCAGAAGAUACUAGCCCUCUCUGCUACCACCCCGACUGUUGUGCCACGCUCCCGAGUAAGGAUAAAAUCAUAAACGCCCAAAACAUGGCGUUCUUUGCAUUGGAGGUUACCGCAAACCCCGAACGAGGCGAACCGCCCGGAAGAUCAUGCACGAUCAUGAAAAGAGACACGGGCGGCCUAUUCUCGGGAAGGCUGGAAGGCCUUGUGUCGAGGGCUGGCCACUUUGCGAAACCCAAGCAUGAUGGCAACAUGCUGCGUAGGCAGGCAGGGUCUUUUACCACGUCCGAGAUACCCUGCGCGUCUAGACCACCGCUUGCCAUCCCCGUCGGGGGCGACGCACUGCCUGAUCGAGAAACCCUCCCCCAGGCAGUCUUCGACAGGAUGUUCCCCAAGGAACAAGGUCGGGCGUCGACGGUCGCGGCAGGCGCCCCUGUCGCUUGUGAUAACUUCGAUUUGGAGAAGUACGGGUACUGCUGCCCCGGUCCCGGCAGCUCGUGCGAGGAUGACUCAAGGAAAUGCUACGUUGGAGGGGAGGGUGUCGGUGAGGGAGCUGCUGGUGUUGUACCGGCCGGUGCGCGAUGCCCGCCUCCUCCAGGUGCUGUGUUCUGA